Hypoxylon fragiforme is the source of this 1614-nucleotide messenger RNA. Its product is annotated as glycosyltransferase family 76 protein. The coding region runs from base 102 to 1391 and encodes 429 amino acids. Gene Ontology annotation, cellular component: mannosyltransferase complex; endoplasmic reticulum membrane. Gene Ontology annotation, biological process: GPI anchor biosynthetic process. The transcript has 3 exons. Gene Ontology annotation, molecular function: alpha-1,6-mannosyltransferase activity; GPI mannosyltransferase activity. NCBI's taxonomy places the organism in Eukaryota, Fungi, Ascomycota, Sordariomycetes, Xylariales, Hypoxylaceae. The record is from RefSeq and is a predicted model, not a curated record.
CUAACUUCAACGCUGGACUUGAACUGACCCACUUUUCCAAUGUUGCAACUCUAGAACAUACAUAGUAAUAAUUUCACGGCAGCGUCUUAGAUCUUGCAACCAUGCUGUCCUUGGAUCCAAAACAUCCUACUAAAUCAUUGCUCGGUACAUUUGCCACUUGGAAAGUUUUCCUACUAGCUAUUGUCCUCGGAAGUAGCGUCGGCCCGGCUUACGACACCUCAAGUACCUUGCUUUCCCCUGAAAUCGCUUCAUCCAACGAGUCCGUGUUCGACUUGGUUACCAAGCUCACAAGAUGGGACUCUAUCUACUUUAUACAAAACGCUCGUCGAGGCUACUUCUUUGAGCAGGAAUGGGCUUUUGGUUCUGGUCUACCAGCUGUCAUCUCGUUUUUUGUCCAGCUACUUUCGACUAUUGGCAUUGAAGCCCAUGGCUCCCUUGAGCCACUCAUCGGAAUUUUUGUAGCUCAUAUCUCCCACUUACUCUCCGUGCUCGUCUUGUACCAGCUUGGACUUGUCGUUUCGAAAAACCAACGACUAUCAUUCGUAGCAGCCCUACUUCAUGUUUUCUCCCCAGCUGGGCUCUUCUUGUCGGCCCCUUACAAUGAGAGCCCUUACGCUCUCUUAUCUUUCACUGGCUACCUAUUCUUCGCAAAGGGAUUGCUCGGCAAUACCCGGACCUUUGCCCACGACGUAAGCAUAGUGGCUUCGGGUAUGUGGUUUGGGUUCGCAACCACGUUUCGUAGUAAUGGCCUGUUCAAUGGAAUACCAUUUGCCGUCGCGCUGGCGCAGGAACUCUCCGCGGCCCCUACUCUUUCUAGCGUUCGACGACGGCUUGCUUUGGUCAUUGGGGGAUCAGCAAUUGCAAUUGGCUUCGCAGUGCCGCAAUUGACUGCUUAUCUAACUUACUGCUCUGGCCGGUCUGGGGCUGAAGUUAGACCCUGGUGCACGAGCUAUUUCCCCAGUAUUUAUUCAUUCGUCCAGGAACAUUACUGGAACGUUGGGUUUCUCCGAUACUGGACCCUCCCCAAUAUACCUCUUUUCCUUCUCGCAGCACCGAUGCUCUACAUUUUGAUACAAUCAUCUCUAGGAUUCAUAAGACAGCCUUUGACAUUUGUAGCGAAGAAGUUUAAUCUGGUUAAUUCGUCUCAUCUACCUAUGCUAAUCCAGUCGAUGGCCGUAUCACAACUUAUUUUGGCUGUUUUGGCUAUCUCCAACUAUCACAUCCAGAUCAUCACGAGAAUCGCGUCGGGGUACCCACUCUGGUACUGGUGGGUAGCUGGUCAGGUUUCCGAUACGAAGACUUCGGCAUUUGGGAGUAACGUUGUGAGGUUCAUGGUUAUGUAUGCUGUUAUUCAAGGAGCCUUGUUUGCCUCUUUCCUUCCCCCAGCAUAGCGCAUUUAAUCGAUAGGUAUCAUCUGCACCUUCCAAGUAAAAUUGUGCCAUUUGCGGGCUAUUCACAUAGCGAUUUUUGGCGGCAUAUCUGGCGACAACUAGCACUUGCUUACAUAAUACGUCUUGCGUUGAAUAAAGAUUGAAGCUAUUCACGUUAACCCUAAUGAAGCCUUAAGCGGCUACUCGUUAGAUAUCUUGACACCAACUAAGGAUAAAUAAUGAC